ACCUCGUCGCGAACAUGGCUCAAAUCGUGGCUCAGCGUCAGGUAGCAACCACCAAGACCCAAUUGACUCAGAAGCAGAGUACGGAGACGGUUCAAGUCAUGCUUUAUACCUCGGCUAGCAUGCUUUGUCGCCUAAGGGGCAUUUUCCCUUCACUGGCUUUUGACGUAGCCGAGUUCGACGAUGACGACGAACUCUAUACCUUGGAAGGUCUCAUGAACGGUGAACACCCCUGCCGAGCACAGCCACCAUCAUCAUCCAGCACUUCAGUGAGACAAUCCGAGCGAGAAACAUUGAGUGUUCCACUACUCAAAAGAGGUCGAAGCGUCCGUGCAGACCAAUUCCUCGAUUCUCUUGACACAGCUUUUGAGGCACUGCAUCGAGGAACAUUACAUGCCCUGCGCAUUCCGUUCAUAAGCGAUCCUGAGGUUAACACUAACUCUCUCGAGCUGUGGUCGUUCCGCAUAGUCUACAAGAAGUCCGCCGAAGGCGAACGUCUAGUAAAAGGUCUCGAGACCAAGCUCGGGAACGAGGAUGUUUACGAUCCAAGCCUAUGUGUUAUCGAUCUUCUGGGUCAGGUUUAUGAUCAAUGCGGAGAACUCCCACAGUUGCCAGACGAUCGCUAUAUUCAGCCAAGCAUCUUGUAUAGAGAGGAUGGAUGGGAGCCCAGGGGCUUUGUGGAAACUCAGUCGCAACCAUCAGUUCAAGGAUUCGCAGGCUGGCAUCCGCAUGCCGCAGAUCUAGGCAUUAUCGGUGGACUUUAUCACGAGCAAGCCUUGCACUACGGAUCGCCUCCCUCAAACAUGAGCAUUCCAGCANCUAGACGAAUUUCCCAAGAUCUCCGGUUUCGCAAGCCUGAAGUUGUUCAGGGAGGCCGGCUUUUCACCAGGACUUCGACUCUCUCCAGUGGUGAUUCUCCUAUCCGACCAAGAACAACCUCGCCCGCUCCAAGCAGAAGGACCUCUGCCGCCUCAGCUAUACCGGAGACACCUCAGCGUAUUGUCCAGUCCGACGAGAACGAAACAUCUUCUGCAGAUCGUCGCGCCCUCCCAAAAGUCACGAGUAUCCUCUUUCUUGAUAAAAACGCACUUUCAGCAAGUGGUGUAUCACAACAUCCGGCCACAACGUCUGUCAUCUCGGAGCAGCUACCGCAUUCGGAUGUCUCAAAUGCAUCACAAGUCGAUGAUGACAUGAGACGCAGGAGCUCACUGGAUAACAUGGUAAGUUUGAAGUCGUCCAGAGCUUGUCACAGAACUAACAAGCUGUUCAGANUGAUGCCUAGCUCGUACCGUGAAGACAAUAUUGCGACUCAAGUCAGGAGAAGUGCGACUGAGUUGUUAGAUGAUCAGGACAGUCCAAUUCCAGAACUUGCUGAGCAUAUGAAAACCUAUGACUUUCUUACGAGCGAGACAGCACAUCGUCUGUGGGAUGUGACGUGCGAACUUCGGAAGAAAUCGACACCGACGCUGGUGAACGCGUCCAUCACGAGUUGCCGAUGCCAGCUUCAUGACUUGACGGAAGAGAUGCAUUCUAUCUGUCAAGGCUAUCUAGAAGGCGACAGUCGUCAGCCUUCACGACAUGUCUGCCAUCUCUGUUUGCUAGGUCGUAUGGUCGACAGGGCCACUCUUAGAAGGCUCUGCGAGUUGGCUUUGGAACGUAGGGCAAUGGACCUGCUCCUCUCUGAAGAAGUCGAUGAUGCAGUGGAGUUGAGUAGAAAGCUCAAACUGGUCACAUCUCUGGUUUCACAGGGAUUCAUUGUGGAGCAAGGUAGGCGUUCCACAAGAAACUCGCAGGGCAAGAUAAGCUUUCCAGGUUCGGUCAGCACACCAGAGUAUAUCAACUCGCUUGUAAGGCUCUUUGACCCAUACCAAGUUGUGGGACAUCACUUCUCUGAUAUUGCAUUGUCAGACGACUCAGCUGCAGAUGUAGUACAGGCAUUGAGAGCAAGAUAUCCGAUUCUUGCACCACCUCCGAGAAGGACGACACCCAAUGUCUCGCCAGAGCUAAAGAGAGCAGUAACUGCGAAUACGAGCAGGACGACGGCAGGGAGUGCGAAACCUACGACAAAGAAGAGAGAAAGAACCGUUCAAGCAGAGGAAGCCGAAAUGAGCGAGCAAGCAACACAAGCUCGCCGGUCGUCCAGAGUAAGAACUCCCACACCAAAGAUGAAAGAGGCCAAAUUUGGCUUCUUCAUCAACGGACAGAACCUUCCAUCCAGGGAGAAUCCAGAGAUCAAGUCGAAGCGAUUCAAGGGCGACUCG
Messenger RNA from Aureobasidium vineae, 2258 nucleotides. Lineage: Eukaryota; Fungi; Ascomycota; Dothideomycetes; Dothideales; Saccotheciaceae. The record is from the annotation of a GenBank genome assembly.